Vicugna pacos (alpaca) is the source of this 1992-nucleotide messenger RNA. NCBI's taxonomy places the organism in Eukaryota, Metazoa, Chordata, Mammalia, Artiodactyla, Camelidae. The record is from RefSeq and is a predicted model, not a curated record.
GCCCCGCCCCCUGCCGUCCUCCGGGCCUGAGUCCAGCCCCACCCCUGCUGCCUGCAGCUUCUCCUGCACCGUCUUCACUUUUGGCCAGACCGGCUCCGGGAAGACCUACACCCUGACCGGACCUCCUCCCCAGGGGGAAGGGGUGCCUGUACCCCCCAGCCUGGCUGGCAUCAUGCAAAGGACCUUCGCCUGGCUGUUAGACCGCGUGCAACACCUGGGUGCCCCUGUCACUCUCCGUGCUUCCUAUCUGGAGAUCUACAAUGAGCAGGUUCGAGACUUGCUGAGCCUGGGGUCUCUUCGGCCCCUCCCUGUUCGCUGGAACAAGACGCGGGGCUUCUAUGUGGAGCAGCUACGCGUGGUGGAGUUUGGGAGUCUGGGGACUCUGAUGGAACUUCUGCAAAUGGGUCUUAGCCGUCGAAGGAGCUCAGCUCACACCCUGAACCAGGCCUCCAGCCGAAGCCAUGCCCUGCUCACGCUCUACAUCAGCCACCAAACUCAGAUGCCUCCUGUGGAACCCGGGGGACCCCCUACAGGUGGGAAGCUGUGCUUUGUGGACCUGGCCGGCAGUGAGAAGGUGACGACCACAGGAUCCCGUGGGGAACUGAUGCUUGAGGCUAACAGCAUCAACCGCAGCCUACUGGCCCUGGGUCACUGCAUCUCCCUGCUGCUGGACCCCCAGCGGAAACAGAGCCACAUCCCCUUCCGGGACAGCAAGCUCACCAAGCUGCUGGCGGAUUCACUGGGGGGGCGCGGGGUCACCCUUAUGGUGGCCUGCGUGUCCCCCUCAGCCCAGUGCCUUCCUGAGACUCUCAGCACCCUGCGGUAUGCAAGCCGAGCUCAGCGAGUCACCACUCGGCCCCAGGCCCCUAGGUCCCCUGUGGCAAAGCCACCCCGGCAUUUGGAGCCUGAGCUAUUGCAGCUCCAGGAGGAGAACCGUCUCCUUCGGUCUCAGUUGCGUCAAAUGGACCCCAAGGCCUCUGGGCUCAGUGGGGCCCGGGUGGCCUGGGCCCAGCGGAACCUCUACGGGAUGCUACAGGAGUUCAUGCUGGAGAAUGAGAGGCUCAGGAAAGAAAAGAGCCAGCUGCAGAGCAGCCGGGACCUGGCCCGUGAUGAGCAGCGCAUCCUGGCCCACCAGGUCCAGGACCUGGAGCGGCGCCUCUUCUCUGCCUGCUACUUUCACCAGUCAGGCCCUGGCCCAGCCCCACCGUGUCCCUGUGUGAUGGCGCCACUUCCCCUCUGCCACGCCCUGCCAUCCCUCUGCUCCUGCCCCUGCUGCCACCUCUGUCCUCUGUGCCGAGCACCACUGGCCCACUGGGCCUGCCCACGGAGGGAGCUCCACCUGCCACAGGUGUUUGGCCCUCAGGCCCCAGGUGAUGUGCCCCUGUCUGCCCGGCCUCCACCAUGGGCACCCCCACGCAGCCCUGGCUCUGCCAACUACUUGAGAGAGAGGAGUCACAGCCACUGGACUCAGACCCAAGUCCUGGCAGAGAUGCUGACCAAGGAAGAGGUGGUACCCUCUGCGCCCCCCAUGCCCAUGGGGCCCCUCAACACGUCGCCAGUGCUGAGAGGUGGGGCCACAGUUCCAAACCUGGCCCGGAGACUGGAGGCCCUCAGAGACCAAAUCGGCAGCUCCCUGAGACGUGGCCGGAGCCAGCCACCCCCCAGUGAGGGCACACGGAGCCCUAGCCGCGUCCUCCCUCCCUGCUGAGGGCAAGCUGGGGGACCCAGGAGACCACCAUGUGACCGUGGACUGGGCUUUGCUCUCCUGGGCUUCAGUCUCCCCGUCUGUUAAAUGGGGUUGCAGCUGCUGCUCCAGUCUGUACCUGGGCUGGGCAGAGGACAGUUCCUGAGGGACAGAGGUGGGGGCUGGUGGGAAAAUUUGAGGGAGCAAAGGGAGAGUGCCACCCCAGACUAGGAGAAAUGAGACUGGAUUCAGGGGAAACCAGGCAGCCAGUGAUGAAAUAUACAAAUAAAGAGAAGCAUCAUCUCCAA